GAAACAUUAAGUGUGAAUAAACGACAGGUGGAAAAAGUGAAAUUGGAGAAUCAGAAAAAGAAAAAUCGACGUCAAUGGCCGGGACAGGAUCACCUCGUAAUUCAUCCCCUGCUAAUAACAAUAUAGAAGUGCUGCGGAUGCAGGUGGAUAUCGAUUUAAUGGCUCGUCAGUCAGCUAUGAUGAUUAAGCUUACCGAUGAAAGCAUUGCCGCUCUUAAAGUAGCUCAAAAGACUCGACAACCAGUGCGGCUAAAAAUUGAUAAGCAGGGAGGUGCUAUUGAAAUUGGUUGCGGUGGACAGGCAACUAAAUUUCGUUUCGUCAUCCAGGAAGUACCAGGUGCACCAGCGGAUGCUGUUACCUAUGAUUGCCAAAAGAGAUAUCGAACCGUGUCUACUUUCCACUCCAAAAUACAGGUACAAACUACCGCGAAGGCGCUUGCGGAAACACGUGAUAAGCUUAUCGAGGAAGAAAAAAAGAAGCAUAUGAAGGAAUCGUCGAGACAUAAGCGUGAGCAACGCUCAGUAACUGUGAUGCGUGCAACGAACCCGUUGGCGAUCGGCGCCCAACGCCCAAGUUCGUCAUCCUCUGCUCGAUCUCAUCAUUCUGAUUCUUCAUAUAAAACUGCUGCAUUCAGAGGCGUGGGUAACCAGCAGCAACAGGCCUCUUCGAAUGCAUCAGCUGCUGGUGCACGAUCGUUUGUUCGUGCAGAACUUUCAAGGCGACCAUUGAGGAAGCGUGUUAUACACUUGGUUAUACUUGGACGAUUUUCUUCAACAAGUGAAAUCAUUACUCAAAUACGGAAAGAUUCUUUGAGUGAAGAGAUUGCUCAAGAAGAUGCUGAUCGAGUACAAGAAAUUAUUGAUGAAAUUGGAGAAUUGAAUCGUGAAGCUGGUCGAUUGCAACUCAAACAAGCAUUCUAUAAUGAGGUGGAUGCACGUUGGCCAGGUUUUAGUUCAGAUGAAAAGAGUUAUGUACGGAAGAUUUUGUCUGGUAGUAUGGGUAAUAAUAUUUCCAAUUUCGCACCAGUACGAAAAUCAAGGAUUGUCCCCAUGAUGGCACCUGGAUCAGGAACGCUGUUUAGUAAUGCAGCUCUGUCAACGGAUGAUUCAUCUUUUCGCGCUUUGCAAAGCAGAUCCCCGGAAUCCACGGCUUCCAGUAUUAGCUCAAAAAGUCCUUCCGAGAUUAAUAAUAACGUAAAUAGUACGGGAAUGGAUGGUAAAAUGAAUGAUGAUCUCAAUAAUUCAAGUAUGCCUAGUUCAAAGCGAAAAGCUCAUGCUAAUUCAGUAAUAGCACCUCCUCAGAUCACAUCCAAGCGACCAAGGCAACAGUCGCUAUCACCGCCGGAAGACCCGUCAAACGCCAACUUAGCCAUGCAUCCACAACAAACGAAAAAUGCUGGUCAGUGUAUUGUUGGACUGAAUGAUACUGAACGCCCAGCGGAACCAGUAAGCUCUACAAACACUAGUUUAUCGCCUAGUUCUGCACCACAAACUAGUCGUGAUUGGUUGAAGGAGUUCCCAGAACCACGAAGUUUAGAGGAAGCCGAAAAGUACUACCUGAAGUUUCUGGAUGAUUAUCCAAAGUACCUGACAUGUUAUAAUCUUCUGUCAGCUGUGGUAAACGAAUUCAAAGAGCUAGAAAAAAAGAUGAACGAGGCACCGAAGAAUUCGAAAGAACAUGAAAAGGCGGAAGAAGCAAUAGAAAUGCGAUAUAUGCACUAUCAGCGUAAUCCGGAGUAUUUGGAAACAAGACAGAAACAUGAGGAUUUGAGGUCAAAGUUGGAAAUUCUGAAGAAACAUGUAGAUUUCUGGGAAAAAAACCAAGGAAAACAUCUGGUUGCGGACAAAACUAACUUAAACAAUAAUGGCAACAACAAUAAUCAUCAUACUUUGAAGAAUACAGCAUUAUGACUUUUCUGAUCAAUUCCCG
Messenger RNA from Loa loa (African eye worm), 1929 nucleotides. RefSeq lists its product as hypothetical. The coding region runs from base 75 to 1910 and encodes 611 amino acids. The record is from RefSeq and is a predicted model, not a curated record. NCBI's taxonomy places the organism in Eukaryota, Metazoa, Nematoda, Chromadorea, Rhabditida, Onchocercidae. Gene Ontology annotation, biological process: transcription elongation by RNA polymerase II; snRNA transcription by RNA polymerase II; positive regulation of transcription elongation by RNA polymerase II. Gene Ontology annotation, molecular function: cis-regulatory region sequence-specific DNA binding. Gene Ontology annotation, cellular component: transcription elongation factor complex. The transcript is spliced from 13 exons.